Triticum turgidum subsp. durum (durum wheat) is the source of this 288-nucleotide messenger RNA. Lineage: Eukaryota; Viridiplantae; Streptophyta; Magnoliopsida; Poales; Poaceae. The record is from the annotation of a GenBank genome assembly.
AUGGCCGGGGAGUGCACCAAGCGCAUACACGCACUACUACUUCUCCUUCUCGUAUGCUUCACUAUUCAUGCGCAAUGCAGAUGCAUAGAGGCGGACAAGGAGGUUCAACUUGAGUAUAUCAAGAAGAGUCAACCCAUCCCAAGAUGCUGCCUAGAUAAACAUAAUGACUACUGUUGUUCACUCAAUUUGGUUUGCUACGACACUAUUGAUCAGUGCACAGCCAACUGCUCAAUUUCACGUUCGUCUGCAACCGUCUCCUCGUCCUCAUCAUCUUCCGUGCUUCCAUGA